Molecule: messenger RNA, 3953 nt
Organism: Trichogramma pretiosum
Lineage: Eukaryota; Metazoa; Arthropoda; Insecta; Hymenoptera; Trichogrammatidae
Exons: 3
Coding region: 1131-1622 (163 amino acids)
Source: RefSeq, a predicted model, not a curated record
CAUCGUGGCUUCGGUCAAAUUUCUCGAACGAACUACCUCGAAGUAAUCCAAAACGACUAUUCAGACAAGCCCCGGCGUUUACUAUACCAGAGUGCAGUGCAGAACAGCAAGUUCAGUCUGUAGCAGUUCGCAGUGGAUGAUCGAAGAGCGACUGCCACUAGCAGAGACGCGCCGACAUAACCCUAAAUUGGCAUUUCGGAGUCGCCGAGGCCAAAGACGAAUCGCGUACGAGGUCAGCCGCGGAGAGUCGGCUUUCACUGCAGGGAUACUGAGGAGGUGUGCGGUGCAGCGAGUAAAAUUACCGAAAAAUUGCUUGACAGCGGCGUGUCGCGGUGUCGACUCGUUAUCGUGUGUCGCGCGCAUGUAUGCAGGCCGAUUACAGUGAACUCUCGGUGACGAGUGAUGCGUCGCACGGAUUUGUUUUUCGCUCGCAUAGAGGGAAAACUAAUACGAAAGAGACAAGGACUGCGCAGAUAAGAAAGGAGUCGGGCAGUCCUCGAAUCCAAGCCGCUGCUGGCCCGACUGCGUUCAGCGGGUCACAUUUGCAGUUGGCCGCGCGCAGACAGACAACUAGACGAGUCAGUCUCUCUCUUUCUCUCUCUCUCUCUCUCUGGCUGGCUAUGGAACGGAGCAUUAGCCUACGCCUGCCGACUGCUAAACUCGAUACUCUCGGCAGCGUGUCGUCGUUCGCGCCUAUAACGUGCAGGGGCCGCGCAGCCGACGAAUAGAAUAGUCGCAGCCAGCCGCCGCCGAGGCAGUCGAGCAGCGAACCUCUCGCUGAAUAUACACGCACGCAUAGUACAAGUUGUUGGUGUCGUAGCCGCCGCCACCACCGCCACUGCCCCCCGUGUGAGAGUGUGAUUGUUGUAUUUUGUGUGUUUAUACGGUAUGUAACUAGUUAGGCUGCACUUGUCCGCUCGGCAGCCCUGCUACGCAUCCAUCGAAUUUGGCAGCUCGUCGCCGAGUGCUCCGUACGUAUAUAUUUUAUACGCACCCACGCAUCGAGUCGGACAGACAGCGCACAAACGAGCAUCUCGAGAUCGCGACCGAGGAAGAUUUUACACGCAGGCGAUUGCGAUAUAUUAUCUAGUAGACGGAGAGUCGUGCGCGGGCCCCGAUCCGCAUCGAGCAUGUGGAGCUCCGAGGCAGGUCUGCUCUGCUGUCUGUGUCUGGCGACGCUGCUGCUGACGCCCAGCACUCUCGGUGAUGGUGCAGUACGACAGACUUACGGACAAAGCUGCGAGCUCGAAGUUUUCCCAUCCAAUUGCGGCGAGAACGAGAGAUGCCACAAGACAAAUCAGACCGACGGCGUCUUUCGCUGCGACUGCGAGUUGGAGUAUGAAUUCGACGGCAAGAAGUGCGUCGAGAGGCCUCGGGUCGUUCCGCCCACACCCAAUUCCUCGCCAGUCAAGCCGGAGGCGGAUCAGCGCAGAGCGGGAGGCGGCUCCGUGACGGCUCUGCUGCUCGUGCCCACGGUCCUGGUGCUGCUGAGCGCCGCCCUGUACAUAGGCGCGAGGCGAUACAAGUGGCUGCAGCGCUUCCGCCAGUUCCGCCAGAAUCGCUACGGCAGCGUCCUGGUGACGCGCGACGACACCGACGACGACGACCCGCCGAUCGCGUAGAAUUACCGGGUGCACUACAUCGAGAACGUACACUGACCCCACCUGCACCUCUGAUGCUAUCCCGGCAAGAGGGCCGUGUACGUGCGCCAGCUCGAUGGGUGCCCCUCCACAUGUGUUCCCAUAUUCGCCAUCAGAGACGCCGUCGAUCUGACGGAAUCCGAACUUGGCUCGCUGCUCUGACUUACUAUGUGUAAAGCGCACAACGAUACUAGAUAUUUCGUCGAAUGUCUCGAUAACCUUCGAUAUACCUGCGACGCCGCAUAUGUCUGCCAUAUCACAAAUUUUCAACCUUAGUCUGGUUGUGCUUUUCAUUUCGUAUCAGUCGACGCGGCUGCAAAACACCGAGUGCGUGCGAAACUGUAACGAAUCGAAGCCAAAUGAGACCGAGUCACACACACACAAACACUGUACAGGAGACCAAUUUUUUCUUGUUGUUGAGGCUGAUAUACAUAGACACUGUAAAGUUUAGCUAUAGUAAAUAGGAUAAUUUCGUAAUUAAUUUUUAACCAAUUCUCGACGCACAGCGACAUUUUUGUCUAUAGAGAUAUGUCUAUAAUGUUUAACGCGGAAAAAAGUUUCGAGCGUAGAGCAAAAAGUUUCGUAUCGGUGUAAAAAUUAACGAGUCGAAUCUGUUUCGCUCGUAUAGUCACACUUUAUUCACUUUCUAUAGAAACUUUUACAGAUAUAAGCAAUGAGUAUCGAUAGAGACUAAUGUUACGAACGUGAGUUUUUUAUAAGGUGUACAUUUUUUACGAAUACUUGAAGCGGUCAGUGAUUGUGACGAAACAACACUACCGCAACUAACUAAUAAUGCUAAGAUGAUUGCUAAACUUUUUAGGCAUUUUUCAAAAUGAAAGUUGUAUUAUAAGUACGCUACGAAGGAAUAAUAUGAGAAUUGCUCUUUUUGUCGGUUUAUUUCUAAGAUGGCCUCUCAUUGUUAUUUGUGAUUGCACUUUUGAUACCGUUUUGUGAGACAACGGUUUUUAUUUUUUGUUAAAAAAAAACAUUUUAUUUCUAAACGGUUACUUUAUUAUCUGUAAGAUUCUAGUUACCGUUUGAUUGAUAUUUUUACAAUCACAAUUCAAAAUGUUGCCGUUUUUAUAUUACAUUAAUUAAUACAAUGUAAAUGUUAUUUUACAAUGUAAAACUAAGUAUCCGAUGAAAAAUAGUGGUUAUUUUAAAAAAAAUUCGCACAAUUAAUCAACUUUUUUAUAGUUCUUUAUUUUAAUUUUGAACUAAACUAUUUGAGAUACUGAAGAGUUAGUUAAUGUCGAAAAAUAAGUUUGAAAUUCAUUACGCCAUUGAAUAUGACUCGAUGAGUAGUUGUUUUAUUUUAUUAUUAAGUAUAGAAUUUGAUUACGGAUUCUUCCUAAUGGCCAAAGAAAGUAGAUUUCUCAUCAAUACCUAAUAAACAAUGGGUUUUCUGCAUAUUUCGAUGAUUACAUCAUUGAAUAUAGACUAUAAAUGUAAAAAUAAUCCGGUCAGAUGAAAUUGAUAUUCAAGCGGUUUUAUAAAAAUAAUUGUCUAGUGAUUCGUUUAUUUCAAACUCAUCGGAAAUAUUGCGAUCACAAAGCAUAUUUUACCAGGUACUAUACAAAUUGAUGCCUUUCGCAAUGCUAUCGUGGCAAAGAAUGUAACUUACUUGAACUAAGCAUUAUUCAGAGUACAAGUACGCAGGAGUGUACAAAUAAGUAGCCACAUUAUAAGUUAACUUUACAUAUCAGUGUAAGAGGAUCGAAUAUAAAAGCAAGUUGUUGUUUGAAUAACUGCUUAAUUAUAAUGUUUUAUAACCUAUUUUACUCUGUGAUGUAUACAAUUUUUUAAUCAAUCAAUACUAGUAGUGGACUUGGCUAAAAUUAAGACUCGAAUAACGAAUUUACUAACUAAUGAUUGGUGCGAUUUUAAAGCAUAUUUUAAUGUAACUUCUUGAAUUUUCAUAGUGCCAGAUGAAUUUGACUAUACAAGGCCAUUUUUCGAUUAUAAGUUUUUUCGUACUAAUUUGUUUUAAUAAAUACGAUUUAUUUUCAUUUAAAGAAGAUUUGUGAAUAAUUUAUUGUGAGAUUUACGUAUGUUUUAUUUGAAGACUACAAUAUUCAUAUUUUAACAUUGAAUCAUAAAAAAAUUCACUCAUACUGUAUUCAAUGGAUUUGAGAUUUUUCGCAUUGAGUUUGUAAAUUUAAGUAUACAAUUUUUUGUAAUUGAAAAUAAGUUGUUUAUAAUAAUUUCAUGUAAGUCGAUUCAUGAUCCGGUGAGAAUUAUAUUGUUAUGAAAAAAGUUUUUUCUUUACACUCGUUAUGUACUAACUGUAAAAUAAAUGUUUUCCGAGCGUUA